CCCUAUCCCAAUUUGGACGGCUCCUAACUAACUUCCUCACAGUUUGUUAAUCCCUUUAUUCCUUCUAAUACAUUCUGUUACAGCCCGCGCACACUUCACUUUGGCUUGUAAGAACAAGCAUUCAAAUAGAGUUUGCGUGACUUAUGGUUCUGCUCUAAAUCAGCAUAACAAUUUGGUUCUUUCCAUUUAGAGUGUACAAUUUUUAUGUUUUUCCACGUCAGGAGCUUGCAGGUUUGGGUCCUUGUUUUGAGUUUCUCUGCCAGACUACUUCCAUAGGUUUUUUGGCUAAAUACCAGUUUGAUUUUAAUGCAUGCAUACAUGAAGGUUGGCUUACUUUUCCUUCUUUUACCUGUGGUUACCUUUGAUGUCAAGCUGGUUAUUAUAUUGGUUUGCUUACUUUAUUUCUGGCAACGACUCAUUCAAAGCUUAAGUUGUUAUGUGAAGGUGCUAUUAUUGUAAUCUUUAACAAUUUCUUUGCUGGGAAAGGUAAAGAUGUGGAAACCUCCCUAUUGGAUGUUUAUAGUUUGAAUUCCUGCAUUGUUCAUUUGUUCUGAGAAAAAAAUGGUCCAUAAACUGAGGGUUAUGGAUUGGCAAGCUGGAAACACUUUGGGACAUCUUUGGAAAUUAGUAGUUGGUCAAUGUUCCAACAAUAGUCUGUGAAUAGGAUGGCAUUCGAUCUGUCUAUACAAAUGUCAACUCAAGUUCUUAAUGUACUUGUAGUUUGAGAAUUUGUAACCUUGGAUAAUGUCAGGAAUAUCUUAUUUAUCCAGAGAACAAGAAAGUGAAGCUGUAAGGUGCUUGAAUACAAUUAAUGAUAGUGACGGGUUUGAUGAAGAUUCAAGGUUUGGCAUGAAGAAUGUCAAAGACAUACCGUCAGUCAGUAUGUCAGAUAUUUUGUUCACUGAACGAGUGAAAAACAAAUUCAGUGAAUGGCGUGAUGGGUUAUUUCAGGACCAAGAUGGGGAAGACAAAAUUCAAAGAUUCUCAGAAGAUUCAAAACAGCAACUUCAAGUCAUUUUCUAUAAGAUGCUUCCAGCUCUUAGACUUUGUGGAUUCACCUCUCAUCAGCUUAAGUUGAUUAAGUUGGUUGUCAGAAAGCAUUUCAAAGAUAUUUUUUAUGUCAGUGUAAACAGCGAGGAUUCUGGUUUGCAACACAUGGUUGUGUAUACAGACUCAAGGGAUGAACUGAAAUCACUUCUGAAAGAAGUGCAAGAUGAGCAUCAAAGGGAAGUAGAGAUGAAGAUUCAAGCUGCGGUAGGAUUCCGUCAUGUUGUUGACCUCCUUUCCUCAGAACAGAAGCUGAUAGUCGGUCACAAUUGCUUUUUGGAUAUUGCUCAUGUAUACAGCAAAUUUAUAGGUUCUCUUCCAAGCACUGUUCAAGACUUUGUCUCCUCUGUUAACAAGUAUUUUCCAUACAUUGUUGACACCAAAAUACUCUUGAAUGGCAAUUAUUUGCUCCAAAAAAGGAUGAAAAAAUCCCCAAAAUCACUGGCCUCUAUAUUUGCCUUUUUGUGUCAACAAAUUGCUGUUGGAUUCAAAAGCAGUGACGUAGUUUCUCUGACAGCCAUGAAAGUGGAGAUCGAAGCGAAUGAUUCAAGGUCAUCUAGCUGGAACCCUGGAGGCAAGCAUGAAGCUGGAUAUGAUGCUUUCAUGACCGGAUGCGUCUUUGCCCAGCUGUGCAGUCAUUUAGGUGUUGAUUUUAAAUCCAAUGACUCUUCACAACAUUUAGCCCUCAAUGAGAAAAUUCGGAAGUACAUCAACCUUCUUUAUCUUAAUUGGUUGCAUGGGGACAUUAUUGAUCUAAGUACCGGUGAUAGAGUUGGAGAUUUUGGGAUUCAUGACCUCAAGAGACAACAACGGCAGAAGAUUUUGUUUGAGAAUGUAGUUCUUAUAUGGGGACUUCCUUUCAAGCUCAGGACAAGUGAAGUAAGAGAUUGUAUAACCAAAGUUUAUGGUCCAACUUCUGUAGUUGCAGUCUAUCGCCUGGAUGAAUCUGCAGUGUUUGUCCAGCUCAGCAAGACUGAACUAGUCUCGGACUUUCUUUCAUUGAAGGACAAAUUAGAGGGACCGGGUAGUCCACUUUCGGUUUCACAUCCUUUUGCAAAACUCUUGGAAGGUGGAAACACUUGUGCUGCUUCUUAUGAUACUUACAAAGAGAUUUGUGGUUCCCCACUUUCAGAAAUUUUGUUUGCUGAUCAGGCAAAGGCGGUUGGUAUAAAGUGGAAGACAAAAUUAGUAGAACACAAGGCUGCCCUGGAAACUGAAGAGAAGAUUGAGCCAACCACACUUGACCAGUUAGGAAAUGCUGUUGAGAAGUGCAUGUUUUUAUAGUUAAAUAGGUAUAGAUUUUGAAGUAUAUUGAAUGAAAUUUAUAAAUAUUUUAUAUCCAUUUAGUUUAUUUUAUCUA
This is a messenger RNA of Prosopis cineraria, 2407 nucleotides long. Its product is annotated as poly(A)-specific ribonuclease PARN. Lineage: Eukaryota; Viridiplantae; Streptophyta; Magnoliopsida; Fabales; Fabaceae. The transcript has 6 exons. Gene Ontology annotation, molecular function: RNA binding; 3'-5'-RNA exonuclease activity. Gene Ontology annotation, cellular component: cytoplasm. The coding region runs from base 745 to 2331 and encodes 528 amino acids. The record is from RefSeq and is a predicted model, not a curated record.